CAACAUAUUAUAAUAACUAUUUGGAUAAUUUAAGUAAUGAAAUAAUUAAAUCAGAUAUUACUAUUGAUGAUUUAAAAAAAAUUAAUCAACAUAGUGUUAAAGAAUAUUUACAAAUUGGAACUCGUGCAGCAGAAAUAGCAAAGAAUGAUGUUGGACAUAAUGUGACAACCAAGAUUCUUCCUGAUGCAGAAAUAAAAAUUUUACUUGAUGCUGAUAUUGAAACUUGA
Molecule: messenger RNA, 227 nt
Organism: Cetraspora pellucida
Lineage: Eukaryota; Fungi; Glomeromycota; Glomeromycetes; Diversisporales; Gigasporaceae
Source: the annotation of a GenBank genome assembly